This is a messenger RNA of Theileria parva strain Muguga, 624 nucleotides long. RefSeq names its product Transport protein particle (TRAPP) component family protein. Gene Ontology annotation, cellular component: TRAPP complex; cis-Golgi network; trans-Golgi network. Lineage: Eukaryota; Apicomplexa; Aconoidasida; Piroplasmida; Theileriidae. Gene Ontology annotation, biological process: regulation of GTPase activity; endoplasmic reticulum to Golgi vesicle-mediated transport. The transcript is spliced from 4 exons. The record is from RefSeq and is a predicted model, not a curated record. The coding region runs from base 10 to 552 and encodes 180 amino acids.
UUUUAAGUUAUGGGUGAGGUUUCGAAGAGGUCUCAUGUUAUUCUCAUCCAUGAAAUUGUAAAAUAUCAUAUUUCUAGACUGAUUCCUGAAUCAAACCACUUUUUAUCUGACAAUUACGAUUCUUCAUCUCAAGAUACACAUUCUUCUAUAAACGAAUCUCUAGAGGAGCAUGGAUAUCAUUUAGGCUCAAAAAUAGUUUCAAGGCUCACUCUCACCAUGGGUCCCAUUCACGACCCUAAUAAAUGCAUGGUUUUUAUAUGUCGUCAACUCUGGACUUACUUAUUCGGCAAGCAGGCUAAAAGGCUCCAGUCCAAUAGCCAGGGUGUUUAUGUUGUAUUUUCCGAGGACCUUUACUGGAUGGAUAAUUUGGAGUUCAACUAUUCUAAUCAUAACAAGCCAACUGAAAAGCCUUCAAUUCAGAGUUACAAACAGUAUUACUUGUCCUUUAUUUCAGGUGUUCUAAAAGGUUCUCUGAAAUCACUUGGGUUCCCCUGUUCAGUUUUUGGAGAGGAUGAAAAGAUAUACAAAUUUACCAUACGGCUUACUGCUUAGCAGUUGUUUUAACAGGGUUAUUCUCUGUGAAUCGCUUUUCUUAACCCUAUAAUGUAUUAUAAUUAGACUCUA